Solenopsis invicta (red fire ant) is the source of this 4426-nucleotide messenger RNA. RefSeq lists its product as uncharacterized. The record is from RefSeq and is a predicted model, not a curated record. Lineage: Eukaryota; Metazoa; Arthropoda; Insecta; Hymenoptera; Formicidae. The transcript has 2 exons. The coding region runs from base 95 to 4288 and encodes 1397 amino acids.
UAAGCCUUUCGCAUGAAGUUUGAUAUUACCAGUAUAUAAAUAUACGACAAUUGUUAACGAUCAUUAGUAUGCAUCUACUAGCUGUAGAGCUGCCAUGAUGAAGUUCACAUUAGGACUAUUUGCUGUCUUGGCCAUUAUUGGUCUGGGACAAGCUCACCAGUUCCCAGACUUUGGCAAAGGACCUCUCCAUGAAGAUCUUCAAGAUAUUCUAGAUUUACUCCCUCUAGAAAAAAUGGCUGAUGUCUUCGAGGAUUAUAUAAUGUAUGAUAAUGAAGUACAAAAUUUUUUUGAAGACCUUGCAAAUAAUAUUAAAGUUGACGACCUGCUGGGGGAUAUUAUAAAAAUUCCCCAAGUGAUGAGGCUUUUAAUUUAUCUGCAGAGGGAAGGUAUCAAUAUCUUGCCGAAUAUCAAUACGAUUAACAAAUUAUUCGAUAUCAAGGAAUUUGUACCACCUAGCUCUCAAACAUACUCUGUAAAGGAGAGAACCGGUGGACUCCGCGGAUUCUUCAAAGACAUGAAAAAACAUAUCGAUUACGAUGUCUUUAUUAGUAUAUACGUAGAUAAAUUAAAAACCUCUAAAGCCUUUGUCAACUUCAUUAAUCAACUUAAAUCUGACAAUUUUCAACAAAUUGUUAACAAAGUUAGCAAAAUUGAAGCCGUCCAAUACAUCGUAAGUCGUCUUGAAGCCAGCUCAGUCAAUGUAAAAAUUGUGGAAGAUAUCUUGUAUCUCCUUUUCGGUAUUAAUGUGCCAAAAUCUUCUCCAAAAACCUUAAUAGACGAGUUAAUGGAUUUCGUCAUGCUUAUUCCGCAAGAAAAGUUUGUUGACAUAAUGGUUAAGUAUUUAAAUGAAGACGCAAAAGUACAAGAAACUAUACAAUUCAUGUUCACAAAUGAAUUCCACGAUAUACUACGUGCACUUGAAGCUCUCGAGGAACAUCAGGCACUCGUAAUACAUAUAGAAAAGGCUGGAUUCCCUAUGAUUGAAUAUCUUAGCAACCUACAUCGUGCCAUCGGCAUGGAAGACUAUGUACCACCCAAGAUAGAGAACUUUUUAAAAUCUCUAGUUAGGACGCAAAAGAUCGGUGAUGGUCUGCAAGGAAUGAUCAAAGAUCUUUAUGAUAUAUUACCAUUGGACAAAAUUGACGCUCUUUAUGAAGAGAAGAUGAAGACUUCCAAAGUUUUCGCUGAUUUCAUCACGGCGGUUACAUCCGAGGAAAUGCUAGAAAUUCUCCAUGCUAUAGGCGUUCACGAGACCUAUAAGGAAUUUACCACGAAGACCAAAGAAAAAGGACUGGAUGUGGAAGAAUUAGUAAAACUUAAUAUAAGAAUAAUUGGUAUUAAAUCUCCUUCAAAAACUUUAAUAGACGAGUUAAUGGAUUUCGCCAUGCUCAUUCCGCAAGAAAAGUAUGUUGACAUAAUAGUCAAGUAUUUCAAUGAAGACGCAAAAGUACAAGAAGCAAUAGAAUUCAUGUUCACAAACGAAUUCCACGAUAUACUGCGUGCUCUUGAAGCUCUUAAGGAACAUCAAGCACUCGUAAUAUAUAUAGAAAAAACUGGAUUCCCUAUAAUUGAAACUCUCAAGAACUUUCAUCGUAUAAUCGGCAUGGAAGACUUUGUACCGCCUAAGAUAGAGAGUUUCUUAAAAUCUCUAGUUAGGACGCAAAAGAUCGGUGAUGGGCUGCAAGGAAUGAUCAAAGAUCUUUAUGAUAUAUUACCAUUGGACAAAAUUGAUGCUCUUUAUAAAGAAAAGAUGAAGACAUCCAAAGUUUUCGCUGAUUUCAUCACGGCGGUUACGUCCGAUGAAAUGCUAGAAAUUCUCCGUGCUAUAGGCGUUCACGAGACCUAUAAGGAAUUCACCACGAAAACCAAAGAAAAGGGACUGGAUGUGGAAGAAAUAGUAAAAUUCAAUAUAAGAAUAAUUGGUAUUAAAUCUCCUUCGAAAACUUUAAUGGAAGAGUUAGUGGAUUUCGUCAUGCUCAUUCCGAUAGAAGAGUUUGUUGACAUAAUGGUCAAGUAUUCAAAUGAAGACGCAAAAGUACAAGAAGCUAUAGAAUUCAUGUUCACAAAUGAAUUCCACGAUAUGCUGCGUGCUCUCGAAGCUCUUGAGGAAAUUGAUGCACUCGUAGUACAUUUAGAAAAGGCUGGAUUCCCUAUGAUGGAAUAUCUCAGCAAUCUACAUCGUGCCAUCGGCAUGGAAGACUAUGUACCACCCAAGAUAGAGAACUUUUUAAAAUCUCUAGUUAGGACGCAAAAGAUCGGUGAUGGAAUGCGAGGAAUGAUCAAAGAUCUUUAUGAUAUAUUACCUUUGGACAAAAUUGACGCUCUUUAUGAAGAGAAGAUGAAGACUUCCAAAGUUUUCGCUGAUUUCAUCACGGCGGUUACAUCCGAGGAAAUGCUAGAAAUUCUCCGUGCUAUAGGUGUUCACGAGACCUAUAAGGAAUUUACCACGAAGACCAAAGAAAAAGGAUUGGAAGUAGAAGAAAUAGCGAAACUCAAUGUAAGAAUGAUUGGUAUUAAAUCUCCUUCAAAAACCUUAAUAGAAGAGAUAGUGGAUUUCGUCAUGCUCAUUCCGCAAGAAAAGUAUGUUGACAUAAUAGUCAAGUAUUUCAAUGAAGACGCAAAAGUACAAGAAGCAAUAGAAUUCAUGUUCACAAACGAAUUCCACGAUAUACUGCGUGCUCUUGAAGCUCUUAAGGAACAUCAAGCACUCGUAAUAUAUAUAGAAAAGGCUGGAUUCCCUAUAAUUGAAACUCUCAAGAACUUUCAUCGUAUAAUCGGCAUGGAAGACUUUGUACCGCCUAAGAUAGAGAGUUUCUUAAAAUCUCUAGUUAGGACGCAAAAGAUCGGUGAUGGACUGCAAGGAAUGAUCAAAGAUCUUUAUGAUAUAUUACCAUUGGACAAAAUUGAUGCUCUUUAUAAAGAAAAGAUGAAGACAUCCAAAGUUUUCGCUGAUUUCAUCAUGGCGGUUACGUCCAAGGAAAUGCUAGAAAUUCUCCGUGCUAUAGGCGUUCACGAGACCUAUAAGGAAUUCACCACGAAAACCAAAGAAAAAGGACUAGAUGUGGAAGAAAUAGUAAAAUUCAAUAUAAGAAUAAUUGGUAUUAAAUCUCCUUCAAAAACCUUAAUGGAAGAGUUAGUGGAUUUCGUCAUGCUCAUUCCGAUAGAAGAGUUUGUUGACAUAAUGGUCAAGUAUUCAAAUGAAGACGCAAAAGUACAAGAAGCUAUAGAAUUCAUGUUCACAAAUGAAUUCCACGAUAUGCUGCGUGCUCUCGAAGCUCUUGAGGAAAUUGAUGCACUCGUAGUACAUUUAGAAAAGGCUGGAUUCCCUAUGAUGGAAUAUCUCAGCAAUCUACAUCGUGCCAUCGGCAUGGAAGACUAUGUACCACCCAAGAUAGAGAACUUUUUAAAGUCUCUAGUUAGGACGCAAAAGAUCGGUGAUGGAAUGCAAGGAAUGAUCAAAGAUCUUUAUGAUAUAUUACCUUUGGACAAAAUUGACGCUCUUUAUGAAGAGAAGAUGAAGACUUCCAAAGUUUUCGCUGAUUUCAUCAUGGCGGUUACAUCCGAGGAAAUGCUAGAAAUUCUCCGUGCUAUAGGUGUUCACGAGACCUAUAAGGAAUUUACCACGAAGACCAAAGAAAAAGGAUUGGAAGUAGAAGAAAUAGCGAAACUCAAUGUAAGAAUGAUUGGUAUUAAAUCUCCUUCAAAAACCUUAAUAGAAGAGAUAGUGGAUUUCGUCAUGCUCAUUCCGCUACAAGAGUUCGCUGAUAUAAUAGUCAAGUAUGUAAAUGAAGACGCAAAAGUACAAGAAGCUAUACAAUUCAUAUUCACAAAUGAAUUCCACGAUAUGCUGCGUGCUCUCGAAGCUCUUGAGGAAUAUGAUGCACUCGUAGUACAUUUAGAAAAGGCUGGAUUCCCUAUGAUUGAAUAUCUUAGCAACCUACAUCGUUCCAUCGGUAUGGAAGAUUAUGUACCACCCAAGAUAGAGAGCUUUUUAAAAUCUCUAGUUAGGACGCAAAAGAUCGGUGAUGGAAUGCAAGGAAUGAUCAAAGAUGUUUAUGAUAUAUUACCUUUGGGCAAAAUUGACGCUCUUUAUGAAGAGAAGAUGAAGACUUCCAAAAUUUUUGCUGAUUUCAUCAAGGCAGUUACGUCCGAGAAAAUGCUAAACAUUCUCCAUGAUAUAGGCGUUCACAACAUUUAUAAGGAUUUUCUCACAAAGACCAAAGAAAAGGGAUUGGAUGUAGAAGGAAUAUUAAAACUUAAUAUAAGAAUAAUUGGUAUUAAAUCCUAAAAAUUAAGUCAGUAUCUAUCAUGUGCUGAACAUUUACCACUUGCAAUUUAUUAAAGCAAGUUAUACGCAAAUGUAAUAAAAAAACCUAAAUGUGAUGUAAUAAGUAUUUCUUCGUAAUUAAUAAUAAACUUGUUAUUU